Molecule: messenger RNA, 4253 nt
Organism: Podarcis raffonei (Aeolian wall lizard)
Lineage: Eukaryota; Metazoa; Chordata; Lepidosauria; Squamata; Lacertidae
Gene: SUSD4
Product: sushi domain containing 4
Exons: 9
Coding region: 671-2194 (507 amino acids)
Biological process (GO): negative regulation of complement activation, alternative pathway; negative regulation of complement activation, classical pathway
Source: RefSeq, a predicted model, not a curated record
CCCCUUCCUGAAGGGCGGGAGGGGAGCCCGGCAGCCCAGGCGCCUCCUUCUCCGAAAUGCUCGCCGCUCUUGCAGCAGUCCCAGAGCAGGCUUGGUGACAGCCUCGGGAGCCGCCGUAGUACUGAGGAUGGCUUCCACAGCUGCCGCCGCCGCCUCCUCCUUCUCGCCCUCCUCCGCUCGCGCUCCUGGCGCCCGUCGUUCGUCACCGGGAAAACGCAGCGAGGGCCGCCCGCUCCGCGCGCCAGCCGGAGGGCCCCCCUCCCGGGAGGAGCAGCAGCAGCAGCAGCGUGGCAGGCGGCUCGUGCACUAAAGCAGGUGCACGCUCAGCCUCCUCAUUGGUAGCAGCUGCGGCAGCCGGCGCCUCGCGGGUGUUUCUCUGCUCUUGCCUCCUUCUCCCUCGCUCCCCUCCUCCUCCUCCUCCUCCCCUGCAGACAGGUAGGAUGAGCGCGAGCAGCGGCGCGCGCCGUGUGUCUCUCUCCGUCCUCCUCCUCCUUCUCCGCUAGCAACUGAGGGGAGUGCGGACUCGAAGGCAGCAGCGGCGGCGGCGGCGAAGGGUCGCGUGCCCUGCAGCGGUAGAGCUUGGCUAGGGGGGAAGGCAGCAAAGAGGCUCCCUCAUGCAGGCGGGCAGCUCUCAGACCGUUGCAAUCCCGAUGCCCUUUGCGGAUGAAAGAUGUAUCAUGGAAUGAACCCGAGCAGCGGGGAUCCGUUCCUAGAGAAGCGGCGGCGGCAGGAGCAGCAGCCACCGCCGCCGCCCCCACCACCUCCGCCGCCCCCGCUGCUUCAGCGCUCGCAGUCCAGACUCUCCCUGGUGGUCCUGUGGUUCCAGCUGGCUCUGUGCUUUGGCCCCGCGCAGAUCACAGGCGGUUUUGAUGAACUCCAUGCCUGUGCUGAUCCUGGAUUCCCUGAAUAUGGAUAUAAGAUGCCUGGCGCAGGUGUUUUCUUUGAAAGUUCAGUAGUCCGGUUCCAUUGCCAAGAAGGAUACAGGCUUAAGGGCCCAUCCAAAAAGCUUUGUGAGAGACAUUUCAACGGCUCCCUAAGCUGGAAGCCAAGCGAGAAACCCGUGUGCCUCCAAGAAGCCACAGAUUGCCUUGCACCUGUUGUUGAAGAUGCAGAGGUUCAUAACAAGACAUACGGGACUGGAGAUAAAUUAAUAAUCAGCUGUCAUGAAGGAUUCCAGAUCCGUUACCCUGAUUUAGACAACAUGGUUUCAGUGUGUCAAGACGAUGGAGCGUGGGAUAAUCUGCCCAUUUGUCAAGGUUGCCUGAGGCCAUUGGUUCUUCCUCAUAGUUACAUUAACAUAUCUGAGUUCGAGUCCUCCUUCCCAGUAGGAACUAUGAUAUAUUUUCAGUGCUUUCCUGGAUAUAAACUAGAGGGGACAGAGUUCCUUGAGUGCAUGUAUAACCUUAUCUGGUCAGAUAGCCCACCUAGGUGCCUUGAUGUGGAAGUUUGUCCACUACCUCCUAUGGUGACUCAUGGAGAUUACAUUUGCCACCCGCGGCCUUGCGAGCAUUACAACCAUGGGACUGUGGUUGAGUUCUAUUGUGAUCCUGGCUACACUCUCACCAAUGAUUACAAAUAUAUCACCUGCCAGUAUGGAGAAUGGUUUCCGUCAUAUCAAGUAUACUGUGUCAAAACAGAACAAACUUGGCCAAAUACACAGGAAACUCUCCUGACAACAUGGAAGAUUGUGGCAUUCACUGCUACCAGUGUUCUUCUGGUGCUUCUCUUAGUUAUCCUUGCCAGAAUGUUCCAGACCAAAUUUAAGGCACACUUUCUUCCAAGAGGAGCUCAGGAGAAUUGCAGCAGUGGCCCCGACUUCGUGGUGGUGGACGGUGUUCCUGUGAUGCUACCUUCCUACGAUGAAGCUGUGAGCAGUGGAUUGAAUGCCUUGGCACCUGGAUGUGUGUCCCCUGCUGGCCAGGGGUAUGUUUUACAGGCUGAUGAUCAGAACCCUCCAGCUUAUCCGGGGCCAGAUGACUUGGGCAGGUUGCCGGCGGAAUUUGAUACCUGUGACAGCAUUUCAGGCUCUUCGGAACUUCUUCAAAGUUUGUACACAUCUUCUGUGUGUCAAGUGGGAGCACAUCCUAUCUCAGAGAGAACUGAUGCUAUCAAUAGCACCACCGGGGAAGUAGCAUCAACCAGCCCAAGCAUUGACAUUGCAGAUGAAAUUCCAUUGAUGGAUGAAGACCCUUAAUCUGCACAAAUCUUGAUCAUUACCUGCUCACACCUCUUGGGGGGAGGAGGGCGUAAAAGAAUCAUGCACAUAUGUAUACAAACAUACCUAUAUAUCUAUAUAAAUCUCUAUAUAAAGACUGACUAAAUAUCGGGGGAGGGCAUUUUCGGUUUUUAUAAAUCUUCCACAUUAUGAUGUCACCAGAUUUUUUUGUGCACAUAUCUUAAUCAACUUUGGGGGUUGAGAGCAUCAGCUAUUCAACGGCAGCUUUACAAAAAUGAAUCCUGAGGAUUUGAUGAGACUAGUCACUGCAAAAGAACUAUAGAUUUAUGGAAUAGUGAUGAGUGUAUCUGCAUCGCAGGAAGUCUUAACUGCUCUUUAGAAACACCAGUGAAAGUGGUUUGUGUUACAGGUACAAACUGCCUAAAGAAAGCAUGUCAGAUGAUGUAAAUUUUGCUUUAUUGAAGCUGCUAAAUAUUUAUGAUGGACCACAAUUUACAAAGGAAUCCUAAUUUAUUGGGGUGCGGGGAAAUAAACAGUGUUGAAAUUAAAAUUGGGGAAAGGUCAUUCCUGAAUGGUCUGUUUUAACCAAGCUUGUAGAGAGAAACUCUUGUGGUGAUGUCAUUUAAAGAGGCGGCUGCAGCAACAAAGCACCUGAGUUGAAGAAAGAACUUAUUCUGGGUAAACGUAUAAUAAAAGGAAAGAAGAGGCUUGAGUCAUGAUCUAAAGGUUUUGUUUUUUGUUUAAAAAGAAAGAUCUAAAAUAGAAGUAUUUAUGAAACAUUAUCACAAUUGCAUUGCAUUUGACCUGUUUUUUUCUCAUGAAUGUUCCAAGUUAUAAACAAAAGUAGCAAAGCCACACUUAGGCAAAUGUUGAAAUAGUAGUGUCUCACACCCAUGUUUAAUGAGGCCACUGAGAAACAAGAGAAAGGCAAUGGCAUUGGUUGGAUCCCAACUCAAAGAGGAAGUCUCUGCUUAAAUAGGUCAGUGAGGAAUGAGCAUGCUCAGUGGCAUCUAAGAAUCAUGGGGUGUUGAAUGUCUGCUGAAAAAGGAAAAGAGGAAACUGGUGAGGUGGGUGGGUGGGAGGGAGGUUAAUUGACCUGUUCGAGCUACUUACAAGGAGAAACAUCCUGGAGGAAGACCGGACUGGACUCUGUUGUGAGAUAUCAGUAUUACUAGUUACUAGUGCUUUCACACCUAAGCUGAGGUUUGUACUAAGAACUUUAUAGAGCCAUACUACACAUGGUAUGAUCAGAAACGGUUAUAGUUCAGUGUCAGAGCACAUGUUCUGCAUGCAGAAAGAAGGGUUGGGAAAGACUGAAACUCUGGAGCUAGGUGGAUCAAUGGUCUGAUUUGGUAUAAGACAGCUUCCUAUUUUUCUUCCUUUUUUUCAUUAACACAAAAUGCCAGACUGUAUACAGUGGUGCCCCAGUCUACAAACAGCUCUGUUAAUGAACUAUUUGGUGAACAAACUCUGCAAAACCGGAAGUAGGUGUUCCGGUUAGCGAACUUUGCCUUGGAAACCGAACGGAAUCAGAACGGUGGAAGGGCACCAGUAGCGGGAGGCCUCAGUAGGGAAAGUGCGCCUCGGUUUAAGAAUGGACUUCCGGAACAAAUUAAGUUUGUAAACCGAGGUACCACUGUAUCUGGAAUUUUCUUCAACUUCUUCCUCACUCCCAAUCCAGAUCACAACUGUGUUGAUUAACCUUUUUCUUUUGUUCCAUGGUCUUGAUUGUUGUUGCUGUUCUUUUGACACAAAAGGGAAGCAUGGAUAUCAUUUCAGGGAGGGCAAGGGCAGAUUUCUCCUCUCCACUCAAUACAUCUAAGCUGUUACUUCAGCUACGGUUAAAUCCAACACAUUUAGGCUUCCUAGCUCCACAUGCUCAAGUAUUUGAAGAUAAGUACAAAAAUUAUCUUCCAUAAUACAAUGGCAUUCAUUUUACUUAUUUAAAAUAUCUCUUAACCACACUUCUUCAAAAGAUUCUAGCGAUGAAAUGCAAAAGUGUGACUAAUUCACCCAGCACUGCAACAUAAAUACAGCUUAAAAUGAACAAAUACAUGGAACAAAAUGCAAACCCCCC